This is a messenger RNA of Dictyostelium discoideum AX4, 1710 nucleotides long. RefSeq names its product CTP synthase (gene ctps). The coding region runs from base 1 to 1710 and encodes 569 amino acids. NCBI's taxonomy places the organism in Eukaryota, Evosea, Eumycetozoa, Dictyosteliales, Dictyosteliaceae. Gene Ontology annotation, molecular function: CTP synthase activity. The transcript has 3 exons. The record is from RefSeq and is a predicted model, not a curated record. Gene Ontology annotation, biological process: 'de novo' CTP biosynthetic process; pyrimidine nucleotide biosynthetic process; CTP biosynthetic process.
AUGAAAUAUAUUGUUGUUACAGGUGGUGUUUUAAGUGGUAUUGGUAAAGGUAUUAUUGCCAGUAGUACAGCAAUGAUCCUCAAAUCAAUGGGAUUACGUGUUACCUCAAUUAAAAUUGAUCCAUAUUUAAAUAUUGAUGCUGGUACCAUGAGUCCAUUCGAACAUGGUGAAGUAUUUGUAUUAGAUGAUGGUGGUGAAGUAGAUUUAGAUCUUGGAAAUUAUGAAAGAUUUUUAGAUGUAAAUUUAGGUAAAGAUAAUAAUAUUACUACUGGUAAAAUUUAUAAUUUAGUUAUUGAAAAAGAAAGAAAAGGUCAAUAUUUAGGUAAAACAGUUCAAGUUGUACCACAUAUUACAGAAGAAAUUCAAAAUUGGAUUGAAAGAGUUGCACAUUUACCAGUUGAUGGUGAUAAAGGUACACCAGAUGUAUGUGUUAUUGAAUUAGGAGGUACAGUUGGUGAUAUUGAAUCAAUGCCAUUCACAGAAGCAUUACGUCAAUUUCAAUUUCGUGUUGGUGUUGAAAACUUUUGUUUAAUGCAUGUUUCAUUAGUUCCAGUUUUGGGUGUAGUUGGUGAACAAAAGACCAAACCAUCACAACAAUCAAUUCGUGAAUUACGUUCAUUGGGUUUAAGUCCAGAUUUUUGUUUAUGUCGUAGUACUCAACCAUUGACUGAAGAAACCAAAAAGAAGAUUUCAUUAUUUUGUCAUGUUGCACCAGAUAAUGUCAUUGGUGUUCAUGAUGUUUCAAACAUUUAUCGUGUUCCAAUAUUACUCAAUCAACAAAAUUUACCAAAUCUCGUACUUAGACGUUUACAAUUGAAUCCAAAGGUUGAUUUAAGUAAAACCUCACCAAGUGAAUCAACUCCAUAUUGGAUGGCCUCUUGGAAGGGUUUAGCUGACCGUAUGGACAAAAUCACCAAUGAAAGUCUUAACCCAAUUCGUAUUGCAAUGGUUGGCAAAUACACUGGUCUCACAGAUGCCUACCUCUCUGUAAUCAAAGCAUUGGAUCAUGCUUCAAUGGCAAUUGAAAGAAAGAUGGUAAUCGAUUGGGUUGAAGCUUCAAAUUUAGAAACUCAAAACUCAUCCACUGCAGAAUAUAAAAAAUCAUGGGAAAUGUUACGUGGUGCUCAUGGUAUUUUGGUUCCAGGUGGUUUUGGUGAUCGUGGUAUCGAAGGUAUGAUUUUAACCGCAAAUUAUGCUCGUACCUCUGGUAAACCAUUCCUUGGAAUUUGUUUAGGUUUGCAAAUUGCUGUCAUCGAAUACGCUCGUAACGUUAUGGGUUGGGAGAACGCAAACUCUGAAGAAUUCUCUGCUAGUGGUUCCGGUAAGAAUGUCGUUGUUUUCAUGCCAGAAGUUAGUAAAACUCAUAUGGGUGGUACAAUGAGAUUGGGCUCACGUGAUACCAUCUUCACCGAUGUUGACAAUAAAAUCUCAAAACUUUAUAAUGUCGAUAAAGUUGGUCAAGCCGUUGAAGAACGUCAUCGUCAUCGUUAUGAAGUUAAUCCAGAAGUCGUAGAUGAAAUUCAUGCUAAAGGUCUUCACUUUGUAGGUAAAGAUACUACUGGCGUUAGAAUGGAAAUCGUUGAACUCAAAGAUCAUGAUUAUUAUGUAGCUUGCCAAUUCCAUCCAGAAUUUAAAUCAAGACCACAAAGACCAUCUCCACCAUUUAUUGGUUUAUUAAAUGCUUCACUUGAAAGAUUAAAGAAAAUGUAA